Messenger RNA from Galeopterus variegatus (Sunda flying lemur), 1537 nucleotides. RefSeq names its product coiled-coil domain-containing protein 91. Gene Ontology annotation, cellular component: trans-Golgi network. NCBI's taxonomy places the organism in Eukaryota, Metazoa, Chordata, Mammalia, Dermoptera, Cynocephalidae. The transcript has 5 exons. The annotation marks the transcript as partial. The record is from RefSeq and is a predicted model, not a curated record. Gene Ontology annotation, biological process: Golgi to lysosome transport.
CAUCAGAGGCUCCUUGAAAUGCUAGAUACAGAGAAGGAACUAUUUAAAGAAAAAAUAAAGGAAGUUUUGGAUCAGCAGUCUCAAGAACAGAAGGAAAUAUUGCAAAAAUGUUUGGAGGAAGAAAGGCAAAGAAAUAAAGAGGCGUUGGUAUCUGCUGCAAAGCUUGAGAAAGAAGCGAUGAAGGAUGCAGUUUUAAAAGCCAUAGAAGAAGAAAGAAGAAAUUUGGAAAAUGCUCAUGCUGAAGAAAGGGAAUUAUGGAGGACAGAACAUGCAAAAGAUCAAGAAAAUGUAUCUCAGGCAAUUCAAAAAGCUAUACAAGAGCAAAGAAAAAUAAGUCAGGAAACUGUUAAGGAAGCAAUAAUAGAAGAGCAGAAGCGGAGUGAAAAGGCUGUGGAAGAGGCAGUGAAAAGAACAAGAGAUGAAUUGAUCGAGUAUGUAAAGGAACAGAAAAGGCUUGAUCAAGUCAUUCGCCAAAGAAGCCUGUCCAGUUUGGAACUGUUCCUCUCCUGUGCUCAGAAACAGUUAAGUGCUUUAAUAGCUACGGAGCCAGUUGACAUAGAGUGAAGAGAACAUGGCAAGCUAACGUACACUGGCACUGAAUAAAUCCUUAGACCUCUAAAAUACAUGCUAUGCAUUAUAAAGAUGCUUUUGUUUUAUUUCCAAACCUUGGAGAAUUGAUUUCCACUUCAAGGAUAAACCAAAACAAUAUUUAGAACUAUCAAGUGAUCUAAUUUAUUUUCUUUUAUUUUCCCCUUUACAUUUACUAGUAUUUUAUUAGUAGUAGUAGUAACACAAAAUGAUAUGUCCCAAAGCCAUUGAAUAGUGCCACAUUAUCAAGUUAAGUAAACUUUAUAGCCUCUGGUGGCCUGUUAUAUUGUACUCAUAUGUGGUAAAAGGAGUAAAAUAUCUUUAUUACUGCUUCAUGAUGAUUCCUGAUAAGAUGCAAAAUGUAAUCAUACUUUAAUUUGAUUUUGAAGAUAAAAAUAGCAUGGAUUUCAGUAUCAUCUAUUAUGUAUGUAAAAUGCUGAUUUGAUAGAGAAUCAUUCUAUUACCAAACCUCUUUUCUGCAGGUGGAUCUGUGUAUUUUCAUUGGUCUACUGAAAACAAACAAUAUAAAUAAAAACACUAAAGAUUAUUAAUUCAAUUUUGAUCUGAUGUACCACUUAAAGGGGUGUGUGUGAUAUGUGCUUAUUUCCUAUUUCUGCUCUUCAAAGGCACUAUGAAUCAAUAAAUUCAUUUUUCUUAUGAAUUGAACCGUGAACUUAAUCUCUAGACAGAGAAUAAAACUUGGCCAUUUAUAGGAAUUUAGGUUCAAAUAUAAGAUAUAUGUAAUCUUUUCCUUGUACUUCAGAAUGUACCUUAUUGAUGAACAGUGUGCUUCGAUGCAAAAUCAUGAGUAUUUUUAACCUCAAAACUAAAAUGUCCUUAAAAUAUAUGUAUGCAAACGCUUUGUCUUAUUUUCUGAAAUGCUUCUACUUUCAUGGGCUUUGUACUUUUCUGGGAUUUCUCAGUGUAAUAAAAAGAGCUUAAAAACUUA